CCCCAAGUAGAAACAACAAACAGGGGCCCACGUGGUCGCCCAAUCCGAAUAAAGUAGAAAAUGAAAGUGACUCCCGAGGACAUCGCUUUGACGACCGACUACCACGCCGCCGCGCUCGGCGAUGACACCCGUCCGUGGGUGGGGCUGCUCGAGGUCACGCAGGCGCGCGUGGAAGCGCAGCUCGAAGCGCUGCUCACCGCGGAGGACGGGCAGGAGCUAGAGUUGAUUUCCGACGAGAGUGAGCGGGACAAAGAGAGGCAACUGCACCACGCGAAGGUGUUUUACCGAACGGCGAAGCAGGAAACAAGCGGUCCUCAAGCGGUUUCGAACAACAAUACGAGCAUCAGUGCGCCGAAACACGUGGUUGACGCGGUUUCCUCGCCGAAAUGGAAGAUCAACAAACUUCUCGUUGACCUGCCAAAAAUCCUUACCAAGCUCGGGCAGGAGCACGGGAUUGUCGCCUUCUUCCGGGCGGCGGUGAACACAGUUGAGGAUAAAAAAUCAUUAGCAACCAGGCAGCUGGAGGUGGCGUCUAACCUCCACGAGGUCGAGGACGAGCAGUUUAUCUGCGACGUCCUAACCUGGGUGGGUAGUUUUGCCUUUGGCCCGGCGUUCGCGAGCGAGCAGCAGGACUUGCACGAAGGGAAUUUCAACCCCGCCCCGUUAGCGGCGAAAAUCAUCCAGCUGCAGCGCAGCCUGCGCGAGGCGGUUGGGCAGACGCAGAGCGGGAUCGCGCCGGUGAGAACGGACCCAGUGACCUGGCAAAAGAAGGUCGCGGACGAGGCAUUCGACAUGGUCGCGCUGAUGAACGCCAAAGCCUCCGCGUCGACGUCAAGCGCUUCCAUAAAGGAAUUUGCGCCGCCUGCGCGGAUGGGCUGCUGCGGUGGAAGUGGAGGGAACAAUAAAGCCGUGAAGAAAAAUAUCCACUGCAAAAAUGUCUGGGUCUGGAAGAGUGGAAGUGGAACUUGUAAUGCUGUCUGCGGAUUCUAAAAAUAUCUGUGUUGCAUAAGCAGGAAGAAGGGUCCAGCUCUUGGCACGCGGAGGUGCGUUUCUCAUGCGUGAUGAGCAUCAAGAAGCUCUCAAAAAAUCUGUGAUGCUAGGACCUGCAUCACUGACCUCAUGGGUCAUGAAAAAUGUGCAUGACAAACCCCGACUCUUCCAGACCCAGACAUAUUUGCAUUUGAUAAAAAAGGCGAGUACUCCCUGCUUCAACUUCACCGAUUUCGUUACCGAGUGCGUGGUCGCGGCAAAAGGGCGGAGUAGUGCCUGCACUACGUUGCUGGUGCAGCACCCGGAGUGUGUGCAGCGGGUGGCGUACUUGCUGCCGCAACUGGAAGCCGCAGACGUCGAGCUGUAUUUGAGGUACUUGGUUGCGCGGGAAAUGAAAAAGGACCUGCAGCUCUCGGCGUUGCAGCUCACGCAGAAAUACUUUUUGCCGGAGUUGGACCAAAUUUAUGCCAGGAAGUAUUUAUGUUAUGAUCCCUAUCGUCUAUUUGUGUUUCACUUUAUUUUAUAUAUACGUACGCUCUACUUCCGACGAGUAUACCAUCGUUCAGAUUUAAUUGAGUGGUGAUGUUCAUCAUGCUUGCUGUUUCUACUUCCACGACUCGUGAAGAUAUGUUGAAACUCCGCAUCUUAAUGAUCUUUCUGAUCGAAAACGAAACUGAUAUCAGGUACUGUCCCUCCACAAUAUCUCUUCGAGUGCAGGAAGAGGUUGAAAAAAGCCUGGAGCAGCUGGAGGACCAGAUUGUGGACGCGACUUGGCUUUCCGGCGGCACGAAACGCGAGAUGAUGGCGAGAAUUCACCGGGUCGGGGUCCAGGUUGCAGCGAGUGCGGGGGCCACGACGGGCGGUCGCAACAGUGAAGUAACCGGGUCGGACUUGAUAACUCUCCACGCAGAAGUAGAUGGUGACUCGGACUCCCAUUUCCAGAACCUACUGAGUGUGCGCUGCGCCCGGUACGAGCGGCCGUACGGGCGCGAAACUGCGGGGGAUUUGGUUUCCGUCGGAUACGACGGCACGCAAAACGUGUUGCGCAUUCCGCCGGGGGCGCUGCAGCUACUGUGGCACCUGGAGAAGGGGCUCCAGGUGAAAGAGCAGGUGGCGGGGGGUGGAGCAGAUGUUGGAGGGAGCGAUGCUCGGCUGGUUUCUUUUGCGGAAGACAACACAGACACCACGGGACAGCAAAAUAAGUCCUCCGACUCUACUUCGGAAAAUCCUGCGCAGAAGGCUAAGUUCCGGCGAUCACAGACGUCCGUGGGGCUUGGCGCGGCGUCGUCCCAGGACAACCAAGGCGGCAGGCCCUCCCACGCGGACCUGCUGGCGCCUAUCGGCCGCCGGUCCAAGGGCGCACCGGCCAUGCUACAGGGCGCCGCGAAGCUGGCGGUCGGGGGAAAGGAGAACGAGGGCGUGAAGGAGCGGAAGCGGCGGCGAUCCGCGCAAAUGCACCUGGGCGCGUACACGGACGCGGAGGUGGCCGAGGGGACGGGCAGUGUGUGGAAAAAGCACGGCGCGGUGAUUGUCGUCAAAGCGGUGCGGGAAGUGAUCCGGGGGGUGUUUCAGGGCGACCACUACGCCCGGGCGAAGUUGAUGGCCCGGAAGCACUAUGGAUUGCAAAAGUGUCUGGGUCUGGAAGGAUGCAACUUGUGAUGCUGCAUUUGGAUUCUACAAAAAUCUGUAUUGCAUGAACAGCAAAAGAGGUCCAGUUUUUGCGACGGCGAGAGGGCAUUUCUCAAUCUGUGAUGCUAGGGCAUGCAUCACAGACAUCAGGGGUCAUGCCAAAGCUGCAUCACAAAUCUCUGCAUCCUUCCAGACCCAGACAUUUUUACAGUUGAUAAGCACCAGCCAGCCUGCGCGUGGUGGAGCUACGAGAGCGACGUGAUGCUCACCUCCUUGAAGGCGAAACUGUGGACCCGGGUGCACCAGGCGGUCAAAACCGACCCCACAACGGCGGCUGGUGGAACCGCUACAGCAGUACAACAACCGGUGCGGAAGUCGGAAGAUGAUCUACUUUUAGACGGCGACAAGAACGUCGAUGGAACUACAAAUAACGAAGAGGCCACCGCGCCGCCUUCUUUACAAAGCGCCGUGAAUAUCAAGUCGGUGCCUAACUUCCGCGCACUCGGAAUUCCGAUGAGCUUGAGUAUGCCGAACAACAUGGUCCUGGUCGCAAGUACGCAAUCGAAGGGCAUUAAGAUUGUGCGCCCCUUCGAAAUCUUGUCCGACGCGGGCUCGUUAGAGGUGGCUUUCAACAGAAAACCGGCGAUGAAGGGAGAAGAGAAGAAGCAGCUGUUGAUCUCUUGGGUACGACUACACGUGGAUGAGCCGGACCGAGUGAACCGGGCGUUGGCAAACUGCGCCCAGGCCGCAGAUGUGCUGCAACUCAUUGCAGCAACGGGGCAAAAGGACAUGAUACGACUUUGGGCAUAAGUAGUAGGUUAAGGACGCGGAGAUGAUUCAUACGUACGGCUGUGAGGGAGAUAGUACUAGCGAAGACGACCAGACGGACACCGUCACUGUGCGAGUGCGACGUUUGGUGGGUAAAAAUACGAUUUACAUAUACAUAGUGGUAACACGACUCCAUUCCAGGAGAUUGAAAAGCAAGUAGAAAAAUCAUUUCCACGACCAUUCCACGAAUACAAAAAUCGCAUACGCACUUAUUUUCAGAACUUGCGCAUCUGUGUCUACAGCUUGCUCACUAU
This is a messenger RNA of Amoebophrya sp. A120, 3701 nucleotides long. NCBI's taxonomy places the organism in Eukaryota, Dinophyceae, Syndiniales, Amoebophryaceae. The record is from the annotation of a GenBank genome assembly.